Molecule: messenger RNA, 258 nt
Organism: Clonostachys solani
Lineage: Eukaryota; Fungi; Ascomycota; Sordariomycetes; Hypocreales; Bionectriaceae
Source: the annotation of a GenBank genome assembly
AUGCUGAUGUUUAGCACCGCUCGUCGGCGGCCGUCUAGGCCUAUGGCGUUAAGCACGAAUGCCGAGCGGCGCCAUGUCAUAAUUAUUAAUUUCGACCGCGCCAUUCUCCGACCACCCCUCAAACACUAUCAACUUUCCGCAGUGUCCAGGACAAAAAGACAACACAGAGUAGAAAACCUCAAGAUUCAUUCCCAGAAGCGUAGGAAGCGUAGCUUGCCUCUCAAUCGCUCACAGUUUACGCACCUGAUGUCCAGGUAG